Messenger RNA from Trametes versicolor FP-101664 SS1, 1118 nucleotides. RefSeq lists its product as uncharacterized. Gene Ontology annotation, molecular function: DNA-binding transcription factor activity, RNA polymerase II-specific; RNA polymerase II cis-regulatory region sequence-specific DNA binding. Lineage: Eukaryota; Fungi; Basidiomycota; Agaricomycetes; Polyporales; Polyporaceae. The transcript has 5 exons. Bases 59 to 757 code for a protein of 232 amino acids. Gene Ontology annotation, biological process: regulation of transcription by RNA polymerase II. Gene Ontology annotation, cellular component: nucleus. The record is from RefSeq and is a predicted model, not a curated record.
CAGCCAGCAACAACAGCAGCAGCUCCUACCGCCGCCGUCUGCUCUCGCAGGGCCCUCUAUGCCGAAUUCGUUUUCGCAAGGAAACAACACCCCUCGAGGCCGUUCUGCGGAUGAUUCGCAGCGCGCGCCACAAGCGGCCAUGCUCUAUGCGCAAUCGCAACAGCUUCCGCCCAUCCAAUCGAACAACAUCGCGCUGCCCACCACGCGCGGCCGCUCGUCCUCUCUCAUCGCCGCGUCUGCAUACCCGCAGGGCGGAAAUGUGCCGCGCCUGCCACCCAUCAUGCAGGUCGAGAAGCAGCAGGUCACGACGAGCGCGACCCAGGCGGCAAGCGCGAGCCGCCGACGAAACGAGGCCAACUUCGUCUGCCCCGUUCCCGGCUGCGGCAGCACGUUCACCCGUCGUUUCAACCUGAGAGGCCAUUUGCGAUCGCACACCGCUGAGCGGCCAUUCCUGUGCGAGUGGCCAGGGUGCAAUAAAGGAUUCGCGCGUCAGCACGAUUGCAAACGUCACCAAGCCCUCCAUACGUCGCGUUCACAAUCGAACGUCUGCCAGGGAUGUGGGAAGACUUUCAGUCGGCUAGACGCGCUGAACCGGCAUCUGCGUUCAGACGGAGGCGCCGACUGCCGCCAGGCCACGGAGGCCGCAAACAUCGCGCAGCGGCUUAGCCCGCAAGAGGACGACUGGGAGAAUGGCAGCAAUUCCACCGAGCGCUCGACCGAACGGGGCUCGCGCCGGUCCCCGCCCCGCAGUUCAUAACGCGGGCUGCCGCCUGCCCCAUCCACAUCCCCAUCCGUCCAUUCGCGUCCAUCAGACGAAAGCGAGCCCGCACGCCUCAUCGCAGAAUCAGCGCGCGCGGGUCCUUCCCCGCCCUUCCGUACCACCUCCACCACCACCCCGCCCGUGUCUCUCGAUUCCAGGAAGCAGUGAGUGGGAUGAUGUUGAUGCACAUACAGCGUCCCCAGUGUCAGCCCCGCGGUCUCUUCGCAGCAGCAGCCAUGCAUGAUAUCCACCCGCAUCUUGGGUCCCCCGCGCGCGCCGCCGCGCACUCGCCGUGUACAUGUAGUAUUGCCGGGCUCUGUUCCUAAAUUAAUGUCCUAAUGCACGUCGUUGUUGUCUC